Lytechinus variegatus (green sea urchin) is the source of this 1260-nucleotide messenger RNA. Its product is annotated as deleted in malignant brain tumors 1 protein-like. Lineage: Eukaryota; Metazoa; Echinodermata; Echinoidea; Temnopleuroida; Toxopneustidae. Bases 1 to 1260 code for a protein of 419 amino acids. Gene Ontology annotation, cellular component: membrane. The transcript has 4 exons. The record is from RefSeq and is a predicted model, not a curated record.
AUGGGUAUUACUGAAGGCAGAGUAGAGGUCUUGUAUGAAGAAUCCUGGAGAACUCUCUGUGAUCGCGGCUGGGAUUUGAGAGACGCCAGUGUAGUUUGUAAAAUGUUGGGAUUUGACGGAGCCCUGGACGCACCGGGAUCCGCAAAGUUUGGUCAAGGAUCUGGUCCUAUUCUACGUAAGGAUAUCCACUGUGGCGGUACAGAGCACAACCUUGCCGACUGUCCGAUUGCAGUUAUUGAACAUAGCGACUGUAAUCAUCAAAGCGAUUCAGGAGCUAUUUGCUACUCGGGAGAUCCAUUUGAGGUUCGUCUUGUUGGUGGAUCUAACGACGCUGAAGGCACAGUAGAUGUCAUGUAUGAAGGGUCGUGGGGAACUAUCUGUGAUCACUCCUGGGAUCUCAGAGACGCCAGGGUGGUUUGUAGAAUGUUGGGAUUUGACGGAGCCUUGGACGCACCGGGAUCUGCUAAGUUCGGCCAGGGCUGGGAAGAAGUAUUCCUCGACAAUGUCGGUUGCAUGGGUACAGAAGACAAUCUCGCGAACUGUCUGCACAGAGGAAUUGGAGUUACUGAAUGUGGAUAUGAAGAGGUCGCGAGCGUCGUUUGCUUCUCUGGGAGUCCAUUUAAAAUUCGACUUGUCAAUGGAUCUAAUGACGCUGAAGGCAGAGUAGAGAUCUUGUACAACAGAACCUGGGGAACCAUCUGUGAUACUUGGUGGGAUCUCAGAGAUGCAAGGGUUGCUUGUAGAAUGAUGGGCUUUUUCGAUGCCUCAGCUUCUCCGAUUUUCCCAAGGUUUGGCCAGGGAGAUGGCCAUGGCCUGCUAACUCGUGUAGGAUGCGUCGGAACAGAAGAUAACCUCGAAGAUUGUUUUCACAGAGGAAUAGGAUCUUACCUCUGCAGUGGGGACGCAGGGGCAUCUUGUUCCAAGGGAGUUCGACUUCUCAAUGGAUUAAACGAAUCGCAGGGGAGAGUUGAGGUACUCCAUGAAGGCUUUUGGGGGAGUGUUUGCGACGACUCUUGGGACCUUGAUGACGCUACCGUUGUUUGCAGACAGUUAGGAUUUGAUGGGGCUUUAGCGGCUCUACCCAAUGCAGAAUUUGGAGAAGGGUCUGGUGAGAUCUUUCUGGAUGAGGUUCAGUGUAAUGGAACAGAAACAAACAUCCAGAACUGUAAACAUAAUGGAAUAAGAGUCCAUAACUGCAUGCACAAGGAAGAUGCCAGCGUCAUAUGCAGACAAGCAGGUGAUCAAGAUUACAUUGAAUGA